This is a messenger RNA of Telopea speciosissima, 1673 nucleotides long. RefSeq names its product methionine aminopeptidase 1A-like. Gene Ontology annotation, molecular function: metalloaminopeptidase activity. Gene Ontology annotation, biological process: proteolysis. The transcript is spliced from 18 exons. NCBI's taxonomy places the organism in Eukaryota, Viridiplantae, Streptophyta, Magnoliopsida, Proteales, Proteaceae. The record is from RefSeq and is a predicted model, not a curated record. Bases 1 to 1428 code for a protein of 475 amino acids.
AUGGUUCUCCAGUCUACGGCCAGAGAUCUAUAUGCUCGUUCGCAGAGCUAUGCGAAUAGUUUAGCACCCGUUUCCAAAGCGGUGUCAAGCGAAGAAGACCACCGUCAAUCUCAACGUGGUGCGGAUCCCUGGGAAUCUCUCAAGGAAUACGUUACCGGGUUCACCAAGGAGUCCCCUGGAGUUCAGUUCUGUUUUAUAUCUUGGAAAAUUGGUUCAGUGGACAGAGCUUCGAAUGCACAAACUUAUUCAACGGUAUCUUGUGCGCGGUGUGGCAAGUCCGCUAAUCUUCAAUGCCCUAAGUGUGUGGAAUUGAAGCUUCCUCGUGAAGGUUCUGCAUUCUGCACUCAGGAUUGUUUCAAGGCAUCAUGGAGUUCUCAUAAGUCAGUGCACUUGAAAGCCAAGUUGUCCACAGUUAGAGCAGUUACUCCAGAGGAACAAAUUUCAUCCCUACCUAACGAAGGUUGGCUAUAUUGCUUAAAGAAAGGCCAGGCUCGUACGGAAAAAUUACCUCAUUUUGAUUGGACAGGGACUCUAAGGCCAUAUCCUAUAUCAAAACUGCAUACUGUACCUGCUCACAUUGACAAACCAGACUGGGCAAUUGAUGGAGUUCCAAAAAUUGAGCCCAGUAGUGAUCUGCAGCAUGUUGUGGAGAUCAAAACUUCGGAGCAGAUCGAGAGAAUGAGAGAAACAUGCCGAAUUGCAAGGGAGGUUUUGGAUGCUGCUGCUCGUGUAAUUCGACCUGGCAUGACAACUGAUGAAAUUGAUGAAGUGGUUCAUGAGGCAACGAUUGCUGCUGGAGCGUAUCCAUCUCCACUAAAUUAUCAUUUCUUCCCGAAGUCUUGCUGCACGUCAGUUAAUGAAGUUAUUUGCCAUGGGAUCCCAGAUGCGAGGACAUUAGAGGAUGGGGAUAUUGUAAACGUUGACGUGACUGUCUAUUAUAAAGGUGUCCAUGGUGAUCUUAAUGAAACAUACUUUGUGGGGAACGUUGACGAAGCAUCUCAGCAUCUGGUCCGCAGUACUUACGAGUGCUUGGAGAAAGCUAUAUCCAUAGUUAAACCUGGAGUACGAUUUCGUGAAGUUGGCGAAGUUAUUAAUCGGCAUGCUUCAAUGUCCGGAUUAUCUGUGGUGAGAUCAUAUUGCGGUCAUGGUAUUGGAGAGCUAUUUCACUGUGCUCCAAAUAUUCCUCAUUAUGGCAAAAAUAAAGCAGUUGGUGUGAUGAAAGCUGGGCAGACCUUCUCAAUUGAGCCAAUGAUCAAUGCAGGAGUUUGGCGUGAUCGGAUGUGGCCCGAUGGAUGGACAGCUGUUACUGCAGAUGGUAAACGCAGUGCACAAUUUGAGCAUACUCUGCUGGUCACGGAAACUGGAGUUGAGGUUCUUACAGGACGGUUACCCAGUUCACCUAAUGUAUUCCCAUGGCUUAAUGUGUGACAGUUUCACCAGGCUCAGAGUAUCAGACUACAACUUCUAUUAGCACAUUUGGGUCGAUUGAGACCAGCCAAUUGUUAUUUUGCUGCUGUUGACUACAAUAUUUACAUGGAAUAAGGAUCAUGCUUUAGUGGUGCCAUUUGCAAAUCAAUCACAGCUGGCUAAAUGUUCAUUUCAUCCAGCUAUCUUGCCUAAACCAUCCAGAAUGAUGAGCUGGUGUUCUGGAUGUCCUACAUGCAGGUUGGAGA